Messenger RNA from Strongyloides ratti, 885 nucleotides. RefSeq lists its product as hypothetical. The transcript has 2 exons. Bases 1 to 885 code for a protein of 294 amino acids. The record is from RefSeq and is a predicted model, not a curated record. Lineage: Eukaryota; Metazoa; Nematoda; Chromadorea; Rhabditida; Strongyloididae.
AUGAUGAAUGAUAAAGAUGACCUUCAAUCAUUAGACAAAAUAAAAUUAAUUGAAUUAGAAGUUGCUUCUGUUAAAGUUAACGAUACUCAAGAAAGAAUUGAGGUUAAAUAUAUUGUUGAUCCUCGAAGUAGAAUAAUGACUUCAAAUUGUUUUUUACCUGAACCAAUAAAUAUUCAUUUUAAUACAAUAGAGGAUUAUGAAAAUUUCUUAAAAUUAUUUGAUUUCUCCACUUUAUUGAUACUCAAUUUUAACCUUACAACUAACAUAGAAAUAUUAAAAUUAUUUAACAAGUACAACACCAAUCCAAAUUCCUUCUUCUCUGUUUCUAUUAAUGAUUCAGGUGAAUUAGAUCAAAAAGACAGUAAUGAUAUCUUUAAUCUAAUAAAUAAUAUAAAGAAUUCCAAUGAAAUAUAUUUAACAUUAAAUUUUCCUCAUCAAAAAACACCAGAAAACUUUACCUUCUCUGAAAUGAGCUCAUUAAAAGUUAUAAGUAUUAAAGAGGUAAAUGGAACACAAUUUCUAAACAGAGAAAUUAUAUCUCAUUUAUUGAAUACCUGUCCAGAUCUCCGAAGUUUUAGAAUCUCAGCAAUAAAUAAGGGAAUUUACUAUGAAAUCAUGAAAUUAAUAUUUGCUAAACAAACUUCAAGUAUACUUUCUGGAUGUAAAAAUAUAUCUUUUGAUGCUCAUUUUAUAAUGGAACAUGACUUCCGUCCAAUUAUCGUUAACUAUUAUCAGGAUCUUUUUUUAGAUAAAAAUUUUGAUGUUAGUAUUUUAUGUUUUCCUAAUGAUAAUGGAAAAUUAGGAUAUUCUUUUUAUGGUUCAAAAAAAUGUCAUAGUUGUGGACAUGAACAUGUUGUUAAUUUUUUUUUUGAAAUUGAAUCAUAA